Messenger RNA from Drosophila takahashii, 749 nucleotides. Lineage: Eukaryota; Metazoa; Arthropoda; Insecta; Diptera; Drosophilidae. The record is from RefSeq and is a predicted model, not a curated record.
UCUGGAGAAACUUGUUCAGUGUGCGUACUCAAAGAUGCACCUACUCAGUGCGGGGCUUUUGUUCAUGCAGCUCUGCACCCUGUAUUUGAGCACAUGGCAGACCUUCGACACCAUUUGAAAAUUCAAGCUGACGGACUUCAGGCGAUACUUAGUCGGAACCAAAUUCAGGAGUCUGCGAUCGACAAGCUGCAGGCUGAUCUGAAUUCCAAGGAUGUUCGACUGCAGAGGAUGGAAGAAUCCUUACAGAAGCUAAUCCGACAGGACUCCGAGGAGAAGCAAAUUGCCCUAGAAAGUAAAAUUCAGAUCAGUUUGGAAGAGCAAUUAGCAGAGAUAUUGCACGCACUUAGAUUAAGUAUGAACUUUAAGAAAAUCCAAUCUAGAUAUUUCUAUUUUAACCACGAUAUUGAGAAAUCCUGGAGGGAUGCCGAAUACUUCUGUGUAGAAAAGGGCGGACAUCUGGCGACCUUUAAAAACAAUGAAGAGUUAAUGGCCAUUAGCGCUAAAGUCGAUCCCGAUGUCCGAUAUUGGCUGGGAGCCAACGACAGGGCCAGAAAGGGGAAUUUCGUAUAUCUGGACACUGGCAGGAAAGUUUCCUAUUUGAAGUGGUCUCCGGGUGAACCCGAUUAUUGGAAUAAUGAUAUGCACUGCGUCGUCUUUUAUAAGGGGGCCAUGAGGGUGCAUGAAUGUCAUAAUAAAAACCCUGUAAUUUGUCAAAUAGGCAACGAAAUUUAGUUUACAGAAUAAAAACA